Molecule: messenger RNA, 15110 nt
Organism: Microcebus murinus (gray mouse lemur)
Lineage: Eukaryota; Metazoa; Chordata; Mammalia; Primates; Cheirogaleidae
Source: RefSeq, a predicted model, not a curated record
GAGACUGUACACCCACAAGCCUAAAAUAUUUACUACCUGGCCCUGUACAGAAAAGUUUGCUGACUCCUAUGUUAAAGGAUUGCCUGUAGAGAUCUGCAUCACACUCUCCUGUGAUGUUUCUGAGACUCUGGAUUCCUGAGCCUCACCCCAGACCAAAUGAAUCAGACCAAGAAUGUGCAUGUUAAGCAAGCUCUUGAAGUACAUACCUCCACACACACUGAGACAAAACUAAUGAUAAUGAGCUAAGGAUACAGGAAAGGAAAAGAUCCUGCCUUGCUUUUUCUGCCCAACCUAUUCUCUUGUAAUCCUGUUUGCCAUAAUUUUUGUUGUGCACUAUAUAAAUUAUAUUGAUGGGUGUCUUUCCAAUCAGUUCUCUUCCAAACGUUUCUACUUUGUGGAAAGAAGGCUGUAUUCGUUCCUUAGAGCUGCUGUAACAGAUUACGAAAUGUUGGUUGACUUGAACCAGCAAAAAUUUAUUCUCUCACAGUUCUGGAGGCCAAAAGUCCAAAAUCCAUCAAGGCUCGCUCUGAGGGGUGUAGGGAGAGAGGAACCAUUCUUCGCCUCUUUCAGCUUCUGGUGGCUGUUAGCAUUCUCGACCUGUAACUGCAUCACUCUGAUCUCUGCCCUGCUGAUCCCAUUGCCUCAUUCUCGUCUCUUCUGUUUGUCUCAACUCUCCCUCUGCCUUUUUCUUAUAAGGACAUUUGUCAUUGGAUUUAGGGCUCACAUGGAUAAUCCAAAAUGAUCCCCUCUCAAGAUCCUUAAUUACAUCUAGAAAACUACAAAGACCUCUUUUCCAAAUAAGGUCACAUUCACAAGUUUUUGGGGGUUAGAAAAGGGAUAUAUUCAGGGAGGGGGGGCACCAUUCAACUCGCUGCAGAUGCCGUUGUUCUCCUUUUGCCCCAACAGCCAAUCAGGUUCCAAGUCUUGAAGAUUCCGUCCCUUCUUCUCCAUUGUGACUUGUACCAUUCUAAUAUCUUUCUGCGAUAGGAAUCCCUUCCUUUGAAAUCUCUGAUGGUUUCUCCCUCUUUAAAAAGUUUAGAACAUGCUUCUGAGCCUGGAAUUUGGGACUCUCUGCAGGGAUGUUGCCCGUAUAUUAUUCAUUUCCUUCUCCCUCUUCUUCUCUCCAGCCACAAUGUAUUACUUGUCACUGAGCACCCUGCUCCUGCCUUGUCCCUGAAGCCACUCACACAGUUCCCUGCUCCUUGAAGGCUGAUGGUUUCUCCCUCCUCAUCACCGCUACCCCUGCCUUUGCACCACCCAAGGCCCAAGCAUCUCUCAAAGCCCAUCUGAGAUCCUACCUCCCUGUGAGAGCUUUGCUGCUCCUUCCCACUGGUGCUAAUAAUUAAAAAAAAAAAAACAAGUUUAAUCAGAGAAAUAUGAAAGAUGAGAAUGUAGUUGGAGACUUGUGAGAUUCUACAGGAAACAAAUUCUAAAGUUGUUUUAAGGACUUCCAAAGUCCAAGGAACUGAAUACUGCAUCUAUAGAAAUCUUCCGAGGAACUAGACAUGGACAAGGUGACAGCUGCAAUGGUACUGACCAGCUUGUCAACCAGCCCUUUGGUUCGAAGCCCUCCUGUGCGGCCGAACGAGGGCCUCAGCGGAUCCUGGAAGGAGGCGGGCUGCGUGCCUUCCAGCAGCAGCAGCAGCGGCUACUGGAGCUGGAGCGCCCCCAGCGACCAGUCCAACCCGUCCACGCCGUCGCCGCCGCUCUCGGCCGACAGCUUCAAGCCCUUCCGCAGCCCCGCGCAGCCGGACGACGGCAUCGACGAGUCGGAGGCCAGCAACCUGCUCUUCGACGAGCCCAUUCCCAGGAAAAGAAAGAACUCCAUGAAGGUGAUGUUCAAAUGCCUCUGGAAAAACUGUGGGAAGGUGCUGAGCACUGCGGCAGGUAUCCAGAAACACAUCCGGACCAUCCAUCUGGGGCGUGUUGGGGACUCUGACUACAGCGAUGGAGAAGAGGACUUUUACUACACUGAGAUCAAGCUCAACACAGACUCAGUGGCCGAAGGACUGAGCAGCCUGGCCCCGGUCUCACCUUCCCAGUCCCUGGCUUCACCUCCUACUUUCCCCAUCCCAGACUCAAGCCGAACAGAAACUCCUUGUGCCAAAACCGAGACUAAACUGAUGACGCCCUUGAGCCGCUCAGCUCCCACCACCCUCUACCUCGUGCACACCGACCAUGCUUACCAGGCCACACCCCCUGUGACCAUUCCAGGAUCAGCCAAGUUCACCCCCAAUGGCAGCAGCUUCAGCAUUUCCUGGCAGUCUCCUCCAGUCACUUUCACAGGCAUUCCAGUGUCACCAACACAUCAUCAUCCAGUGGGCACAGGAGAGCAGAGACAGCACGGCCACACGAUCCUGUCCUCCCCACCCAGGGGCACCGUCAGCCUAAGGAAGCCCAGGGGAGAGGGCAAAAAAUGCCGGAAGGUGUACGGGAUGGAGAAUCGAGACAUGUGGUGCACCUCCUGCCGCUGGAAGAAGGCCUGCCAGAGGUUCAUCGACUGAGAGAUGCCCAGGCCUGAGCACUCCUGCCCUGGCCCUUCCGGUGUAGGUGUUGGAAAGAGCUUUUCCUUCCAAAUAAAACACACUUGAAGCCCAGGAAAAGCACUUCCAGAAACCUUGGUGGAGUGACAGCAACAACAAAAGUCACCACCCUUACUGCUCUUCCUGAGAACCCAGCCCAGAGCAGCUAUUACUAUUUUUUUUUUCCCCUUCAAAAGAAAAGUCAACUUUUUUGCUGUAUGUCUAGGUCUUAAAACUGUGGACUUUUGAAACAAUUGAACCAACAAAGCCCGUUUUACCUAGAAAGGCAUAUUUUGAUAAGCUUUCUGAAUUAUGCCGUUUCUGAGAUUUUUUUGACAAACACACACACAAAAAAUAAGCUACACAUUAUUCAGUAGCAAUUGUACAAAGAACAAUACCUGCUUUUGUUGUGAAUAAUCUUUUCCCUGUUUUCCAUUUGACUUCUUGGAGCAGUACACAUCAUGAUGUGUUGCAAGAAAGUGCAGCACGCUGGGUAUCUUUUUCUAUGUCUUUCUGUUUGUUUUGUUUUUAAGAAUGGCUCCAAACUGAACCAUGGUAGAGCUGUUAGCUUGGUGGGCCCCAGAUGGCACAAACUCGAAAAGCAAUUGGCCGUGGAAAUCACCAGCAGACAUCAGCCCCAAGCUAAGUUCAGGAAAUCCAGCUGUCACUGUUGGGAAACAUCUAGGAGUCUUCCUUGGAUUUAUAAGAAGCUCUUCCCCACGAGGCAGCACAGCUAAUACUCUACCUGCCACAACUCAGUCAAGAACUGGCCCCCGUAGCCAUCUGGGUAAGCCUUGAUGCUUCUUUCAGGGAUGGGAUGCAAACAGCAGCUCGGAUCUAUUUGUUACCGCGUGUCUGUCAAGACUGUAGCCAGGUUAAUGGGUCAUUGGUCCUUCCCUCCAAACUCCACCGCUGGCUGACUUCAGAAAAAGGUAGAGAACUCCAAACUCUCCCAGCAGGUUUGCUUUAGACAAAGAACACAGCAGACAUGUCCCCAUCUGUUCAGAAAGUCACGUUAGGUCCACAGACCACUUCCAUUCUGAGUGCACUUUUAUAGGUUUUAUGCUUUAGCAUGUAUGGGAGAUGGGUUAACGAACAAUAUAAACAUUAUAUGGGUAAAUGGGAGGUCCAAACCUUUAUUUUUCUUAUAAAAAUAUGGGAGCUAUUCAGUAAGAAUUUACUCAAAAGGGAACAUACAGAACACCAAAAGGAAAAUGCACGUGGGUAUAGGAAUCUCUCAGUUUAGCAGGGUCAGGGCCAGUGCUGUGUUCCACCGACUGGCCUUUCUAGCUUGGUGUGUUUGCUUGCUGUUGUUGGUUUUGGUGGUGCUGACGUAGGGAGAGGGGAGUAGUUGUCAAGCCCUAUAAAUAAGCUCAUUUUCUAUCUCCCCUACUGUCGACUGCCCUGCUGAAGAGUUCUUUCUCCUAUACCUAUGCAAAGAAGCAAGAGCACCUUAGAGGAGGUACUGUGUAGGGAACAAGGGACGUGGGAUCAGCCAUAGGAAUGUUCAAUGAAAUUGCACAGAGGGAAGUUUAAUAUAUGUUUUGAGCUUGUACAUAUGCUUUUUAAAAAAAGAGUAAGUAGAAAGAAGUCAUCUAGUAAUAACAGAUAUCCUUUUUAUAUAUAUAAGCAAGGGAAACUAUCAGGAGGUUCUGCAGUGCAACAUCCACAAUCUGUGCAUUCAGAUAUUUUGGCAAUUUAUUUUUUAAACGGUCAUAUAACUUUUUAAAAAAAUUAUUCCUUGGAAGAGAUUCUGGGUUUUUUGUUUUUCCUUUUUUCUUUAAAAACACUUAUUUCUAUUUCAAGAGAACAGAUCUAAUUUCACAUCUUGAUUACCAAUCAAUACUAGGCACAGCACCAGCUAUAUUGUAUGUUUAGUACUUUUACAAGGUCAGCAUUACAAGGGCAUUUUUUUAAAAUGCAAAACUACGUUUGCUUCCUCUGCCCUAGCAUGUCCUUCCCCCUCCUGGUGUCCUGUCACUUCACCUGCAGCACCACUGCAGAUGAUACGAUGCUCUGGCCUGGUCCAGGAGGCCCUGAACGACGGGCAGAUUGCCCAGUGGGCAUGGAAAGGCCAAGGCUGGUUAACUGUUUGAGCAAAUUCACUGUGUAAAUGAGAGUCAGGGGACAACCCUGGACCAGAGGUUUUUCUCUUUGACAAAAUCCAGAUUGAUCAAGGCUCUGGCCCUUGAUCCUUGGAUUGAGUCACUAAUCAAAAAAGAUUGAAGUGGUGAGGGGUCAAAUCCACCCCUCCCAGAACUCUGGAACACAAGAAGGGAAAGAUCUUUACUGUGGAGUAGUCCUGGAGCAAGGCCCUAUGGCUCUCAGCCCCAAAGACGCAGCCCAUGAGCAGUUUGAGCUCUGGCUUACCUGAGGCCAACUCGCUCCUUACCGAGUUGUCAGCCAGUGCACAGGUGCAAGCAGAACCGUAGAGGUGAAUGCAGCUUCCCUGGGAUUUCUUCUCCUUUCUAAAGCCUUCUCCACACACACUUCUCUGAAUCUCCUGCCCGAGUCGGGGCUCCUUUCUGCUGGCUAACCCAGGGCUCUGUGUACUUUCUUCUCCGGCCUCGGGUACGGACAGACCCUCAGUACCUUCCUGGACACACAGACAUACAUUUCCUGUACCAAGGCAUGUACUAACUAGGAGACCACCAAGUGACACCUGGUUGGCCUUGAAGAAAAGGGAUUAUGCUUCGUCCAAGCCACCAAGAAAGCUAUGAAUUUCAAUCUACAGCGGCUGGUUGUAAAAGUUAAAAUUUUUUGUUGAUGUAGAGUUAUUUUGUUAUAUCUUGCAACUAAAUGAAGUGCCAAAUUAAGCCAGACUUUCAUUUUAUGCCAUCCCUGUGGAACCAAGUUGCUUAGUGUGUGUGAUCACUUGGCAGGAGGAGGGGGAAGGGUGGGAAGCGGGCUGGAGCCGUGUCCAUCCCGGGGAGCCCAGAGGCCUGUCUGUGUGAAGGGAGUGGCGAUACAAUGGAUUCCCGUCCCCAGGUAUUUCUAAAUAAGGCAUGUGGUAGCCUUUUGCUUUUUUGCUCCCUUGACACCCCUUCCUUCAAAAAAAGGUUUCUCAUCUCUCUCCAAAGCAGCAUUUCACGGUGACUGGCAGGGCAUUCUCCAGAUACCCGCAACCAUAGUAUUCAUCAGGCAGUAGUUUUAAGACUUAGUCCUUCCCAGGUGCCAUGUGCUCAAUGUGUGGGAGGCAGUGUGACAAGAUGGAGAAAACACCUGGGUAGCAAAGGGGUCAGGGGGGAGAUACGAGAGGCCUGUGGACACCUGGUCCCACUCAUCUUCUUGGUGCUAAUCAGCCAGUGGUAACUGUCCCCGAGCACCUCCCCGGGAACUGCCCCGUUCUCCCGCUGGAAGCAGCUGCCUGGAGCGAGGAGAGGGCCCGGAGCCACUUCCCUGAAGGCGUCGAGAGUGCAGGGCUGUCUCUAGCAGGCAGCCUCAUCCCGAGCGGACGUGGACUUCCCUCCACCUCAUUUGGAGGAGAGUUUCUCCCGUGGCUGGCAAGAGCCAGCGUCAGGAAGAGAGCAGUGGGUUUCUCACCAGGAAGGUGCACGCUCGGCUGCAAAGUGCCUGUCGGCAGCUCCAUGUACCAACGAGGUGCCCUUUAUUAGACGAUUCCUUGCCCGGCCACAACCACAUUGCAGGUGACAAUUUUCAGUAGAGAAUGACCCGUGUUGCAGUUCUUGGGCUUCCCCAAAGAGAUAGUCACAUGUAUGUUACAAAAGAUUUCAGAAACUGAAAUGUCCUCCAUAAAAUUGCAAGAUCAUUCAACUUUUAAAUCUGCUGUCUCUGGUGUCAAACUAAGCCACAUUUUUGGAAGUGGCCCUGGGGUUAUGCGUUAGCCAGCGCUGCUGAAUUCCUGUCCCACUUCAUCAGACCCCAUUGGAAAACGGAAGUGCACCAUUCACUAGAGAAGGCUCAGAGAAAGGUGGCAAGAACUGUACAUAGAGGAGAGAAUACCUUGAGAAUAGUAGCAAAAUACUGUAAAUUAUAUUCAUUUCCUCAGGGAAAAAUAAAGGGCAUGUGAAAAAUAGGUCUGGAGAAUCCUAAGACCAGGAAGAAUUUUGUUAUCUGUAAAGUCGUUGCUAGUCAGAACAAGUUUUUUCAAGUGAUAUCAUUUCAAGACAAAUUUCAGUGAACUGGACAGUACCGACUUUUCAAGGUGGAGGGGAAUGGCCCAUGAACAGGAGCUGUUUUCUUGGUAGCUGACCUGUAGUCCAAGACGGACGUUGGAACCACAGGCCAACGCCUGGGGGAUAUUCAUAGACUCUCGUAAGGCUUUUUCUGAAUGUAAUUGUGAAUACAAAGCCUUGCUGUUCCUUUCUAUAAUCACCCAAUUGGGUGACUGUUUAUUAGCUAUAAGCAGAGUUCUGUAGGUGAAAGCAAGCCGUUAAAGAUGUGCAUUUUGCUUUAAUAGCAUGUUAAGGAAUAAACUUCCAUGGACUUUUGUGGAGAAGGUGCUGCUUUUUCUCACGAGACCCCGUAGAAUUUCUAUCGACCACAUCAUCUGUAGCAUUGACCUGUGUGAACUCGGGGGGAGAAUUUGUGCAUACAAAUGAGUGGAAACAGAGCAGGAUUCAUGAAUAUGCAUGAGAAUGUGGAUCAUUCUGGAGAAUGCACUGGGCACGCGGGUCAACUGGAAAUUUCAUUUCUCUAAGGAAGUAGCCCUGCGAGCAGCACACAGACUCUCCCAUUCCUCAAACUUGUGGGGAUGCCUCUGCAUCGAAACUGGUUCAUUGUGUCUUUUUCCCAUUGUAACUACCAAACCUGAAAUCAGUGAAUGAAAUGAGAUUAGCACUUUUAGGUACCAAUUGUAUCACUGAGGAAUGCACACCAAUAGAACAAGAAAGUAUAAAAUGUAUUAUAAGACCAACUGGUUUGCUUAGUAUGACUUAACUUUGAAAAAGUCCAUAUUCAAUGAUAUAUAUGCUUUAAAAGGUGUAUCCAUCAUAGGACUAGCAAUCAAAAUGGGAAUCUUACUUCUGGUCCUGUUUUGUAAAUAGUUCCUUCUUUUGAAGACAAUCUCAUGUUUUAUAACUUUUGUUGUGGGUCUGAGAAUCACAAUGGUGAUAUGUUUAUGGCAAAAUGUAAUCUUAAAGACAAUAAUAAUGAUGACUUAAUUUUCCAAAUAAAACAAGAAAUAUACUGCUUAGGCUUCUACAGUUCUAAGAGACAUGACACUUUUAUAAUACGCAUUAAUACUCAACUUCUCAAGUUAACACAACUGGAAAUAUUUUACAAGAUGCAGUGUUUUGUAAUCACAAAGAACAUGAACAUUUUGUGGGAAAUGACCUUGGUUUUAUACAUUGUAGCUUAUUUUUUAAAAUAUAGUAUUUUACCAGACAGGAAAUGUUAAUAUUAUAAGCAAUUCCUGCUCACCAAACAAAGGGCUAUGCCUCUUUUAAGCAAGUGUUUUGAUGCAUAUCUUUUCAAUUAACCCUCUGCAAGCAAAGGUAGAAAUGCGGAUCAGAUGGAAUGGUUAUUACAAGAGAAUCAAGAUAGCAACAGCUACUCCUUUUAUCAUUACCAGUCUAUUAAUUUACCAUUAAUUACCAUUAUUUAAUUUUCAAAGAAUUAUGGGAAAGGCACUUGAAGAAUCAGCAUAUAUAUUUUAAAUCUAAAAAAAUGUUAACAGAUAUGCUUAUAGGCUCUGGGAGAAAUAUUCUUAUAAAUUCUUUCGGGUAAAAUGAUAAAUUCCAUGUCGAAAACACAAGUUUACCACUUGACCUACCAGAACCACAAACCUACAUUUAACUAGCAAGUAUCAUUUGGUAGAAAUUUCUAAAAUCAUAGUAUGAAGGUUCAAAGAUAGAAUUCUUCGGUGAUCAGUAGCACUUACAUUAAUUUUGUCCUCAGCACUAACUAAAUAACUUUAAUUUCCUUAUCAGAAUAAGUGCUUGAUUUUUCACUGUGAAAAACUGACAGGCACACAAGGUUGCGAUCGCAAAGUGACUGGGUUCCCAAGUCAGGAAACAAGGAGGGGAGCUGUGGCGAGUCUAUUAUAACUGCUCAAUUCUGAACUUUGCCAAAACCAUUUCAUAAUGAUGUAUAGUUUUAUUCAAGCCCACUCACUAUUAAAACAAGAAAGCAUUGUUUUAAGAUUGAUAAUCCAAAAACUAUCCUAAUUAGCCAAGUACACAGAUAAAAAUCAAAAGAAAAGCUGAGACAGAAUAGCCAUACACCUACUGGGCAACUCUUGUGAGGUGGUCAGAAGGUCACUCUGACCUUGGUUUCAAAUAGGCUUUGGAACCUGCACACAUGAGGACCAGAAAUGCACAGAGUUAGGGAAAACCGUGUACAGCCUUGGCUCCCAGUCUUUGAGAUGAGUCAACCAGCAAAUCUCUAUCUUCAUUCCCUUGGAAUAUUUCCAUUUUAGUAUUGAAGUCCCCAAGAAAUGUUUAUUUCUGUAUAGUUGUGAAUCAAAUGAGUCUCCCCUCAUCUUUAAAUAGAAGCUUCCUAAUAGUAUAAAGCAGAGUUUGCCAAUUUAGAUGCCUUAGAAGGGCAAAGCAAGUUCUGUAAUGAUCCAUGUAGUAGAUUAGACAAAAAGGGACACUAGGAAUGUGAGAUCCUAUUGAAACAGAGAACACUUGCCCCCUUUGAAGGAAUACUCAGCUCUAGACAAUCAGAACCAUGAAGAAAUCAGGCCCGGGGCUGCCAGAUCUUCUGACUUGGAAAUAUAUUAACUGACACUUGAAGUGUUGACAACUAACUCAAGUUUUUGGCCAACACUGUACAGACCAAAGAGAACCUGCAUGUGGGUGAGUGCAGCCUGUGGCCACCAGUUUCACCUGUUGGAGAAAACAGAUCCCACAUUCCAUGGGUAUAAGGCCAAGUACAUCCAUCAGCCCCACAAACCCACAUGUUGCCACUAUCUAAACAACUAAAAUAAAAGAAGGGAAAGAGGUCAUUUCUCCCUAGAAAUCAUUCUCCUGGAAGACUCGGAUAUAGAAAUGCAAUGUCUUUAGCCUUGCCUCGGAUCAAAAUAUAGUGAGUUACCCAGCUCUGGCACUCUGCCUCCUUCUGGCGUGCCCAGGCCGUGCCCCGAAGCAUUGAAUAACUGUAAUCCUGAUUUUCAUACUGUUUUCACUGCCGUGACCACUGUGAUGAGGGGCUGGCAAAGAGCAGCCUCGUGCCUUCAGAGAAGGCAGGCAGGAGCCCCUGAUGUUUUAAGAUAGCACACACCUCCUUGUGCCAAAGCCCUUUGCCAACCUCUCCACACCCUCCCCUCCCCAUCUCCCCUCGUGAGUCUUCAUGCCAGGGUAAAAUUACCAUUGUUGCACCUCUGAUAUGGCAAAGUCCUUGCUUCAGAACUGGUAGGCACUUAGGUAUCUUGGAGCGUCCACUAACUUCCAAAGGGUGUUUUCCCCCGUACAAAAGCUUAACAUCUUUGAGGGCAAAAGCAAAAUGGAAAUAAACGUGUCAUGAAAAAUAUUAGAAGUUGCUUCCCUGGCUUGGAUGGACCAACUCAUUUUGAACUGUAUCUUACAUCCUGAUGGCAUCAGGAUAAUCACUAACCCUUUCCCAGAUGUAAUAAAGAAUGUCUCUUUCAGACACGUUAUUCCGUUUGAUCUUCAAGAAUCCAGUGUAGAACAGGGAUAGUUAGAAUCACCAUUACCCACCUCCAAGGCCAACCCAGAGUAAUCUUGAACCUGAGAGGCAGCCUCAAUUUUGCUUGUGAGGAGGAGGGAAAGGGCUCAGUGAAGGGCUGGCUCAGACGGUCUCUUCCAGAAUGACUCGAGACCUAACAAGACCUAGGGACCCACCAUGUCUCAACCCGUCCUUUCAGUCCAGGACUUUCAGCAUAGAAGUAAACAGCCCACUCAUUCAUGUGGCCAAGUACAAACCUAAAUGUAUCCCUUUACUAAUCCCCAGUGCCUAAAUUCUAACCAACUAAGUGGUUAAUUAUCAGAUUUUCCUUGCUAAUGCGAUGUUCUGAGUAAAAGUUUUGACUCCUUGGGAAAACUGCUUCGCUGCUAGUAUACAACAUUUGCCAUCUAUGGAAACUUCAAUUGAUGCCAGAAAAUUUAAAACCAGCUCAAAAUUUACAGAUCUGUAAUGAUCAAAUCAAAAUGUAAUGUAAACCCAAAGUUGGAAAUGCCUGGUAAUAUAGUUUAGUCAUGUUUAAAUAUGAAUGCAAUUUACAUAAGAUUGGCAAUGUAAUGUGAAUGAUUAAAAGGCAGUCCAAUAUAUGAGUGGAUUUCAUCUUAUCCUUCACCCAUUAGUUUAUCAUCUCGAGUUUAGAGUAAAGCCGCUCACAGGCAGCUUAGCCAUGGAGCUGGAAGGAGUCUGAGAAAUCCAGUUUGGCCUGACACCUACUUCAUUAGCAUUCAUUUUGAUUAAUGAUACUUUUGUCGCGUUUCUGAAGUAACACAGUGCUGGAGGACGAACCUCCAGUUUAGCACCUUCCUCCUCUGAGGGAAAAGCAGCCCCUUUUGCAAUGGAUAUCACCAUCCUGUGACUGUGGCAAGACUUAAAAAGACCCAAGCUUUAGGGGACAAGAAGAAAACUAUCAUUCCAAAAGCAGAUAACUAUAGAUUUUGAAAAAAAAAAAAAAGGUGGAGAAAGUAGUUAAAUGAUAGUCCUUGUUUCUUAAAAAUGUUCUUUCUCGUGUUGGGCACCAUCCACAUAAUUAUUAACUACCACCUUCUAAAGAGAAGAUCCCCUUUAUAUUAUGAAAAUAUGAAAGAUAAAUUCUUAAGUCUAAUUAACUAUGAGGUUCUCUUAUAAGGGCCAAUUCCCUAAAUUUUUAAUUCAGAAAAUUAGGGUAGAAAGCGACAACUCCUGAAAAAAGGUAAAAGAGUUGUCAUUAAAGCAGAUAAUGUUCUUUAAAGAAAAAAAAAAAAAAAAGGAAAGGUGCUCAUCUGUUUUCUUCUGAUUAAUCCCUAACUAAAGAGGAAAACCAGCACUCUGGAGGAAAAAAUUGAGCUCUAAGAGAGAGAGAGACCAUUCUGGUUCCUAGUCUUGUUUUGUCCACAUGGCCCCUAAGAAUUUGCUAGACGAACAUUACUCUCCCCUCCUUGCCCUCAUGUUCCCAAGCCAGAGGCCAGGCUGUAGUGUGUGUUCGCUUCCAAAGCCCGUGAUGGGACCUUCUUGCUUCUGUGCUGAUUUCUCUCUCUCAAAUUAAGGUCCAAGGGGAUAGAUAAAUGUUACUGUGGUUGGUACAUUAGGCUCAAUGUGGCCACCACCUUCCUUGGUGUCGGGGGAGGGAAUUCUGUCUGUCUGAACAGUUUGAGGCCAUCAGGAGGAGAGCAGCUUGGUCACUGGACAACCAGCCUCACUGAGCACAGGAGAUUUGUUCAGACUCACGAUAAAGAGUAGCCAGGCAGAGACCCAACCCUUGCACUGUGCCUCAAAGCCGCAUGCAAGCCACCUCCCCACCAGGCCCCCCCACACACACGCCAGGCUCAGAGAGAUCAGAACCAGCAGGUGGAGCGGGCACACGUUCAAGGAGCCAAGAGGGCAGGGCGAGAGGGCUCCACUUCGAAUUACUCCAGGCUCUGACCUCUGCCUGCAAUUACAGAACAUGAAAACAGGAAUUGGCCUUUAGUAUGUGAAAAGGAAGUAGCUCCUGCAGGGCAUGAUUGUUUUAAUUUUAUAUUUAUGGAGAAAGAAAAUGACUCCAAGCCGCUCACGUUAAGCACUUGUCUCUCACUCCAGUGCCAGCCCCUUCCCACGUUCUGGGAACAGAUGUACCGGGCCGAGAGGACAGAGCCAGAACUCUUAGGGCCAGUGGCUGCCGGAGUUUGAAUUGCCCCUUAAACUACCCCACCCACCCACCCACGAAAGGGUGGAGGAGCAAUGCAUAACCUUGCAGAUUACAAACCCUUGUUUUACUUUUUAAACCUUUCCUUCCAUACUCUGCGUAUUGGAAAUCAAUGGCUGUGAUUUGACCAACCCCUGUGACAACGGCAAAGCCUCUCCUUUCCACAGUAUCCCAACUGUUUGGGGAACCUCCUUGACCACUGGUAGAAAGCUUUAGAAUAGACUUAGAUUUUUAGGGAAGAAUUCAAAAAUCCCCAAAAUUUACUAGUCCCAUGACUUCAAUAAUAACUAAAAAUUCCCUGGGUAUAAAUUAACCCAGGAAUGUGGAUCAUAUAUGUAAAAAAAGAAAAAUGCCAUUAAUCAAUAUUUUCCUACAACAUACCCUAAAAUUCUUAUUUUUGUAAUUAAUGGUUGGAUAACAGUCAGCCAUUUAAACAUACACUCUCUGGAAUAACCAGACAUUAGAAUAGUUUCCAAAGUGUUUUGUGUAUCAAAAUCCUAUAUACUUAGAAGAACUCAGGAUAAGAAAAAAUCGCUAGGUCCCAAAGGGUUCACGACUAUCAUCAAAUGCAACUGCUGAGUGGCCAACAGUCAUUUUUUUUUUUUUUCAAACGAGAAGACUGGAGAGAGAGAACAAUAGUAAUUACAAAACCUCGGUUGCCCUUAGCCCAUGAUAAGGUUUAAGAAAACUCUGCUUUUAAACAUUAAGCCAUCUUUCAAAUUGUUUUCUACACCAAAUCUAAAAAUAUGAAAAUGAAAUUAUUAAGUAUUUUAAAUGGGGUGGUUAGUGGAAAUGCAAUCAGUAGAAAGGUUGCUUUUUAGUGCCUGCUAAAUAGAGGCAGGGAGAUAGACCAGCGGGAAGACAGCAGUCCUUCCUUUGUUAUGUGAAAAUGACAGGCGUGCACAUGUCAUUGGGCACUAAUUCAGAAGCUAGAUGGCAGUGCUAUCCAAUGUUUAGAGAUCUUUUGAAAUACAAUCUUACCACCCUUCGGAGGUAAGUACUUGCUUACAAAAGUCUUUAAUAUUGGUGAACGAAUGUAUAAAAUUAUAAACUAUGCAUUUUCAAAGAGUAACAUGUAUUUUGUAAUUAAUCCAAGUAAAUUUUUUUUCAUAGCUACUUAUCACAACUGCAAAUUAUCCAAAAUAAACUUGAACACAUAUGCUCAUGGGUAUGUGGGAUGCCCCCCUCUCUCUUCUCCUAGUUGAUGUUUUUAAAGAUGGUGUAUUGAAACUUUAUUCUGAAACUUCAGGCUCUAAAAACGUUCCACCACUACGGUGAAUGAUAUAUAUUUUACUUCUUAAGCAUAAAUGGGAAAUGUUGGCUGUUACAAAAUGUGCCCAGUGCUUUAUAGGCGGAUGUUCUAGUAAUGUUGGAUUAACAAGCAAACAAAAGUGCAUAAAAUGAACGAGGAUCGCAUUGGAUAAAUUGGCAUAGGUUUUGUCUGUUGUGUUUAAUUCUCAAUCCAAGAAAAAAAAUAUUCUUCAAAGAGUUUGGGUUCUAGAGCUUCAAAGAACAAAUGAACAUACUGUCCAGAAAAGCAAAUCACUGAUCUUUUUUCAAAAUUACAUAGAGAGACAAUGACUUAUAUUUUAGAAAGUCUAUAUAGAAUAUACACAGAUUUCUUCAGCCCUCUUGUUGAUUUCAUAUUUUCAUAAAACCUUUUCUCCUAAUAAUUUGUCUUUGCUCUUUAAUCAUUGCUUUAUACUGUGUUACUCAGCAUGAAAAAAUAUUCUUUCAUCUGACAAAGUGGAAAUAAAGAACUCCAUAUUUCUCUGCCAUCCCGGUUCUCUUCUAUGUCCAUUGAGAAAGUUUAUCAACUGUAUGUAAAAUAUGAAAAAAACACUUCUAAACCUGAUACUUAAGGUUAUACUGGAUUGUUUGCUACCUAAUACGAAGUUAUUGUGGGAGGGCAACGUGUCUUUUUAUAUGAUUUUUAGCCAAAUCCAGAUGUUCUGAUACUACAUUUCUGAAUACCUAUCUGACUGUAAAUACAGCCUGUGGAGGUUCAGGUUGAUAAUAAACCUUUUCCAUGACUGUUCCUCAGCCAUGCUCCUUGCCAACUUUUGGCACAUUGUACAUAGAUUUGUUGAAUGUUUAAAUGAUGUUGUUUUUCUAAAUGCUGUUCUCUAAAACAAUCUUUUGAAUGUUUUUUGCUUUUCAUUGUUUUGGACUUUGUGUGUUAGUUUUUAAAAAAAAAAAAAUGUUUCCUAAAUUGUUAACACCAGGAAAAAAAUAUUUUAAAAUAAACUGGUGCUAAUUGAAACAGGCAAGAAAAAUUGUGGAUUGAAGACGUACAAUAGAAAAUGUUCACACCAGUUAAACUGCACUUUCCCGAGGGGACAGCUGGCAUCUACCUGAAAUAGGCAUCAGGACGGCCACCAAAUGUUUACAGUUUCUGUGGCUCGUUUAAGUGUGAAAUGUAGAAGCGGCUCUGUCCCACCCCCCACCCCCAGAGUUGAGGAUUUGCUACACUGGUCCUCUGGAAGCAUUUUAAGUAGAAGAAAAGGCUUGUAGUAGGAACCACUUUAGUAAUAGUCUUCUGGUCUUUGGACGUUUAUGUUCUGUAAUGCUUAGCUGUGACAAUGACUUUGGUGUUGCCAAUCUAGUCUGACAUCAUUGUUGACCUGUACUUACUCUGUGUAUGGUUCUACCUUGGGUUGCACUGGCUGGAACCGAGCCAGAACACUGGACUUUCAGUAAGACAGACCAUUCUGACUUCUACAGUGUCCACACACAUGAAUUUAAAUGCACUUGUAACUGGUUGAUUACCAUGAAGUAAGUCUAACUUCCACUUAAUAAAAGUUUUUGUGUAUCUGCUUCUA